AUGGCGGAGGGGGAGACGGAGAGGGAAUAUGACACACGGAACACGAACGACGGUCUCCGCGGCCGCUUCCACGGCUUGACCGCGGCCCUGAGGGAAAGCUCGCAGUCUCCGCUGGAAGCCUCGCUGAAUUUCUGCCAGGAGUUUUGCCAGGCUCUAGUGGAGUAUGCCGGCCGUUGGAAAACUGAUGAGGAUCCACUGCCUUUGCUCGAGGUGUACACUGUGGCCGUCCUCAGCUUCGCCAAUGCCUCCUCCUGUCUCUCCUCCGAAUGUGAUAAUGUGCCACUCCUACUUGAAAAGUUAACAUUGAGCUGUGCGGAGCUGGUGCUCUUACUGCCCCAGCACAUCCCUGGUGCCUUAUGGGAGGAGUUUCAAUCCUCCAUGAAGUUGGCACACAGCCUUUUGCAAGAAAGUGGGAGUGCACAGCUUCGCCCGCUUUUUGCUUUGGCACAACAAGAUGGCAUCUGGUCCAACCCCACACUCAGCAGCAUCUUGUCCAACAGCACCCUUCAAUCUGAGCAAGUUGACGAGUAUCUGGAGUUGGAAGGACCGGCUCUACUCACCAUGCGCAUAAAGCACCUUAUCAAAGUAGACAGUGUUGAUAAAGCUGCCACCCUUGCAAAGAUUUGCUUGGAGUACCCAGGAUAUGAAGGAAAAGGGAAUUUCAAACAAAUGUACCUGCUCUGCAUUUGCAUGAGCAAAAGUCAGGAGCAGCUCAUGGAAGAGAUAUCAUCAAUAGACUGCAAAGAUGCUCUGGAAAUGAUCUGUAACUUGGAGUCCGAAGGAGAUGAGAGAGGAGCACAAUGCUUAUGUUCUGCUUUUCUCAAGCGGCAACUUCUUCAAGGAGACGUUUAUUGUGCCUGGGAAUUGACGCUGUUCUGGAGUAAGCUACUCAUGCGUUUGGGGUGUUCGGCCGACUCUUUCCUCAGCCACAGCAAGGAGAUGGCUCUUCUCUGCAGAAGUGUUUGUCACAUUCUAUUCCUCAUCAAAGUUAUCCAGAACGAGGUUGGAGAAGUGGGGCUUCCAGUUUGCGUGGAAAUGUGCAUUCAAGCUCUGAAGAUGACAUCCAGUGACCAUACGGAUAGCAAGUCAACAAUCUGCAAGACAAUUUCAUGCAUCUUGCCAACCGACCUGGAGGUGAAGCGCGCAUGCCAGUUGACCGAAUUCCUCCUGCAACCAACCGUCGACUCCUACUACGCCGUCGAAUCACUAUACAACGAACCGGAUCAAAAGCCGGAGGAAGACGGAAGUCUGCCGGUGCCCAAUUCGUUACGCUGUGAGUUACUGCUGGCCUUGAAGACACAGUGGCCUUUUGAUCCAGAGUUCUGGGACUGGAAAACAUUGAAAUGCAAUUGCUUGUCUCUGAUGGGCGAGGAAGCGGCCAUCGUCUCGUCAAUCGACACGCUCAACGACACCGACGACCAGGAGACGGAAAGUACACCUGAAAAACUCUCCGAGUACAGAGACCUAGAAGACUUUUUGCUAACCACUACAAACGAACUCAAUGAAAUAGCGGACGAAAAAGAAAAAAACAGGGAAGCCAAGAAACUCCGGGAACAAGGUUUCGUAUCGGCUCGCUUCCGAAAUUGGCGCGCCUACAUGCAGUAUUGCGUUCUGUGUGACAAGGAGUUCCUGGGUCACCGAAUAGUUCGACACGCGCAGAAGCAUUUUAAAGAUGGAGUGUACCUUUGUCCUAUUUGCGCAGACAGCUUUGAAAGUAGAGAGGUUUUAGAGCCACAUGUAGCGUCGCACGUUAAGCAGUCUUGUAAAGAGCGGCUGGCUGCAAUGAAAACGACAAGGAAGGGGAUAAAACUACCGCAAUCCCCUAAAAGUCCGUCGAAAAAUAUCAAAUUUGUCGCCACGCCGAUAAGCAGUCCGGUCAGUAAUGACUCCCAAACCGCUGUCCAGUCACCUAAGGUAGAACAAGCGACAUCUGUACCGCAAAUAAGUCAAGAUUGCUUCUGCCCUGUUAAAAAUUGCUCCAAAGCCUUCAAGUUUUUCCGCAAUCUCAUGGCUCACGUUCGCUCGCACAAAGACGACGAAGAGGCCAUGAGGUUUUUGGAGAUACAGAAACAAAAAGUCGUGUGCCAGUAUUGCAGGCGGCAGUUUGUUAACGUCCAACAUCUCAACGAUCAUUUGCAGAUGCAUUGUGGCAGCAAACCGUACAUAUGCAUACAACUAGGUUGCAAAGCCAACUUUAAUUCCAAUUCAGAGCUUCUCAUGCAUAGGAAAAUCCACUCGGAAUUUAGGGCGCAGUGUAUGUUUCCCAACUGCGGGCAGAUUUUCAGCGAGGCCUACCUCCUGUACGAUCACGAGGCUCAACAUUACCUCACGUACACCUGCUCGACAGAUGACUGCGGUAAAAUAUUCUACUCGCAGGCUCAAUUCCUAUCUCACCAACAGAUUCACAUCACCAACGAUACAGUCAACAAUGUGGUGGUCCUAAACGAGAGCGCUCCUGUCCUUCCCCAAAUUGAAAUACCGCAGGAGAAUACGCCCUGCCGACCAGAGGCGCCAGAAACUCAUUCUGCUGUUGUUUGCCUCGAACCGGGUCAUUCAGAUGCGUUCAUGAAAGAGGCGUCGAAGGCAAACAUAUCACCGUGUAGUUCCCCAGAGGUCUCUAGAGAGCUCAUUCCUAUUAAAGUGAAACAUUCGAUUGAAAACAUGUUGAAUUCCGUUGCGCAGAUUGAACUGAACGAUCUAGACAAAUGCUACACUCCCCUAACAAACCCGAGUUUAACACCGGCUGACUUGAAAGCUGAAACGGAGGCUCAGCAUGCACACCAAGCGAUGGCGGAGCAAGCCAAGAUUCCUCCGUACCCUGUCCCCGGUGCAACGGUUCUCGUGGCAAAUCAAUUGGACAAAGGGCAAAACAGCAUCCAAGUUGAAGAGUUUCCGAAAGCAAUACCGCAAAUGAUUGCUCCCAGUCAAAUCAAGACUGAAGUCCCGUCUUCAUUGCAGGGAUAUCCCCCCAGGAUGCCUUCUGUGUCCAGUAGCAAUGAGGAAAAUCUGCAUAGCUGCCCGCAAAACGAGUGUACGAGGGCUUAUAGUACAAACAAAAGCUUGUCCAGACAUGUGAAAAAGCAACAUCCUGAAAUCUUUGAGGACUGGAAAUUGGCCAAGAAGUACAACAAAGUUGCUAAAAUUACAGCAAAAAGAGCACCGGCUGCGACAGCCGCGCGAAAGCAGUAUCCUAACGGUAACAACAACCCGACAAAUCAGCCAGCGAUUCAGCCGGGACCUCUAUGCAACAAACCUGGGAUGGAGCAAAUCGAUUACCAGGCGGGAUGUUCCGCCUCACCUGCCCAGUGUUAUCCUAGCUCAAUGGACCCUGUACCCAUCACUCCAAUGGUGAACCCUACACUUUACCCAUCCUGGGGCGGCUCCAACAACACCGGGGAACUCGGUCAGCCUGACGUUGCCCAGUCGUGGUCUUCAUCGCCAAUGAACAGCUGCUACUCCGAUGCCUUCAACGUAAACGAGUUCCCCUCCCGCAGCUAUCCUCAGUGGCAGCCUGAUCCUUACCCGACCACAACUCCACUCCCAGCUGAAAGAGAGCACUCAAUGGCGGGUUUACACGGGGCUCACGUUCCUUCAGAUUCCAGUUUGAUGUCCCAGUACUUAUCCAGUUCAUUGAUGCUCGACAACGGAGGGCAAAUGCACAACGGCGUCAAUCAGUAUGGACUUAUGCCUCCGGAUAGUAGAGCGGUUUCAAUGGACGGUAAGAAAACCGGCGGAAUCGUGGCAGGACAGUCGGAUAACAGCGACAGCAUGUCUACAAUUCACAGUCUACCCGAAGGAAGUUACCACACUCCGUACGCUCAGAGUGAGAAUUCAGGGACUCGGAGUUCACCGGUUAAUGUUCCUAGCAAACGUCUAAGCCCCGCGCCUCAAGAGACACCGAAGGCUGCGACAAAACCAAUCAAAUCAGAGAACACUGCAGCUUCUGGAUACGAACACAUGGACAACGCUGUGGACGGCAUGCUUAACCCGCACAGCCUCCCCCAACCUGACUUUCAUUUUGAAGGAGACUGUACUAAUACGGAAUGUGAAACUACUGACGAUAAAGAUGAGGGCGACAACCAAAAAGGAAAACGCGGUAAGCUAAGCAAGCGAACCAAAUGGCCGGCCAUUAUUAAGGACGGCAAGGUCAUUUGCAGGAGAUGCUUCAGAGAGUUCACGAGCACAAAGUCUCUCGGAGGUCAUCUGUCCAAGCGCUCACAGUGCAGGCCGUUAGAUGAAAUUGACCUGACUGCCGAUCUGCCGACAUCGUUCCUCGAUUUUCUUAACGACCCGCACGUCCCAGAAACAAAUGGAGCCAUUUUCAACUUGUCGAACGGGGACUUCCCACAGGAAUCUUGUAGCUUGACCCCGCUAAACUCUUCCAUGCCGCUGAAGCAAGAACCCCAAAAUACAAAUAUAACAGACUUUUCAAACAUCUCUACCGCCGCUCUUGAAAGUCAACAAGCGAAAUCAGCCGGUCUAGCUUACACUCCCGCUGCCCCGCCUCAUCAAGAAGAUCACUUGAUGGAAAUAUCCAACGCCUUCCAAAGGUUGGAUUUGAUCGAAGCUGCCCAAGAGAAGAUACGGGGAAAUUUAUCCUUUGAGAAAAAUCGCGCCCGUUGUGAAAAGAUCUCUGAUCUUAAAAAAAGCAAACCCGCGCCCGGCAAGAGAGACGACAAGGUAUUGCCAAAAAUGCCUAAACCUUUUAAAUGCGUCAAGGAAGAUUGCGAGUACUCCUUCAUGACAAAGGAGGCGUUAUUCAGGCAUUUGAAUAAAUUACACGAUUAUUCCGACGCCAUGAUUGAAGAACUGAAACGAAGCCCGUCCAAACUGUCUCCGUACACUUGUCAGAUUUGCUCCAAAAACUUUACGAGAACGACAGGCUUGCGAAUCCACUACGAGAAGGUCCAUCGAUUGUCAAAGGCCGAAGUACAGAAGUAUAAAAUGAGCGCCCGAAAUUGUCGGCAGUUAGUCCGAGUGAACGCCAAUGUUCCGUGUCCGAGCCAGGCCGCUACUGACACAAAUGCCAUCCCACAAUCCGCAACUAGCUUCCCCUUUAUUAAGCAAGAACCACUUGACAUUGAAAUUGAACCCAACCCUAACAGCGCAAAUAUUCAAGAAGCUCCUCACACUGUUGCACCAGUAAUUCCUUUAAACGACAGCUUACCGCACGCGACUUCAACUGUCACCUGUUUGCCGCCGUCUGAAAGCUAUCUAGAUGACAGGCCGUUAGUCGAGGGCAUGCAGGCUAAUCCCGGAAUGUCCCAACAGCCACUAACCACGGCGGUCACAUGUCCAGAAGCUCCGCGUAAAUUCAGUUCAAUGGAGAAAUUUGGCCCCGUUAAACCGAGAGAGCAUCCCGCAGUCGGCAAAACGAGAGAACCAAAGACCAGCCCGCCUCCGGGCCCUGCUUCAUCAUCCCCAGAAAAGCCGAGUAGCUCCAAAAACACGCCCAUCCAGGAAGAAGUCCAAAAGAGGCUUCAAAAACGAAUCGGGCUCAAAAUGUGUGAUCCUGAAAACGCCUUUAAUCCCUAUAGACCGUAUCGCUGUGUUCACGAAGGAUGCACUGCUGCGUUUACCAUCCAGCACAAUUUAAUCCUCCACUACCGGGCCAUGCAUCAGGCGUCGCUGCCCCCGUGUAAAGACGAGAGCGGCCCCGAGAAAACGAGUUUACCGAAUGGCCAAAAUACCUACGAGAUCACAAGCAAAGACGGCGAAGUUAGGUGUCAAGUGAAAAACUGCUCGAGGGUGUUCAUGGGUGUCACCAGAUUAGUCCAGCAUUACCUUCUGCUCCACAAAUUCACUCGCGACAAAGCCACCUCAAUGAUGGCCUGCAUGGCCAUCGGGACCUUCGACUGCGACCGGCCCGAGUGCGGUCUUCCCUUCAACUCCGUGGACAAGUACAUCGAGCACGUCAAGAAUUUCCACAAAGAAAUCGCCAUCUCGGAAAGCGGCUCCGUGGAUCCGACGUUCAGGUGCGAGUACGAGGGUUGCGAACGAUUUUACUCCACAAAGUCCAAUCUUCUUCGCCACCUGAUAAAAAAGCACGACUACGUCUACGAGCCCAGAUCGAGUGACGGGAGACGGAACAGGCCCUUGGUUCUGUUCCCGGUGAUGAACAACGGAAAAGAGAACGUGGAAAACAAAUUAAAAAUGAAGAAGAAAAAUGUCAAAAAGAAAGACGGAAAGCCCAUCGAGCAUUGGACCAAUUUCGGGAAGCCCACGCUGAAAACCCACGAGGAAGCGUCGGCCAUGUGUACUAAGAAAUGGCCGUUGCAGUAUCCGUGCAUGCUGAUAGGCUGCGAUAUCAUCGAGGAAGCUGAGAAAAGUAUCUUCAAGCAUUACGUGACUCACGGCCUCACGGAGAGAUACAUCGAAGAUCAGCGCAGCCAGUUUAUCUUCUGCAAAAAGUACUCCCGAUCCAGAUACAAAGACACGGACAAAGCGGAGGGUGCGUCGUGCGGAUCCUCGGAGGAGAACGAGCCGGAAGCGGCCGAUAAACCUGCUGAGCAAAACGUAGCCGAAGCAGACUGCAAACCUCCCAACGAGGACUGCAAACCUCCCAACGAGGACUGUAAACCUUCCAACGAGGAACGCGUAGUAGAGUCUCAAGUGUCAGCUGUGACGGAAGGCGGAGCUAAAAGAGGGCGCCCGAGAAAACCUGCCAAUCCAACACCAGCUUGUCCCGAGAGGAUUCAAACCCUUCGUAAUCGCGUGACUGUUAGCGGUUCCAGAGAGAACUCAAAUCCCGGUACCCCCGUGCCCCAAGAACCACAAGAGGAGGGUAACGCCAUGCCGGUGUCUUUCAAACCUUUGGGACUGGAGGACUCUUUCCUGAAGUUCUUGGAAACCUCCGAGUCCACCAACCCCUGUAAGCGCAAAGUGAACGAUAAGCCUAGCGCCGAGCUGCCGUCGAAAAGACGAUACACUCACAAAAGGAGGACUGCUUUGAGAACGAAUACCGGCGGCGUUUGCGAGAAACUGGUAGACUUUCGAAAUCCGCAUAAUCUCAAAUCGGUGAGCAAUGUGAAGAUAGUCAUGGAUAAAAGUUUUUCAAACGGUGCUGAUCUUUUGCUCAAGCAGCUACAAGACAUGAAGCCCUUGGUCAUGAUAAAAAAGUGGCUUUACAGCGGAUCAUAG
This is a messenger RNA of Nerophis lumbriciformis (worm pipefish), 7140 nucleotides long. NCBI's taxonomy places the organism in Eukaryota, Metazoa, Chordata, Actinopteri, Syngnathiformes, Syngnathidae. The record is from RefSeq and is a predicted model, not a curated record.